Molecule: messenger RNA, 2028 nt
Organism: Saimiri boliviensis boliviensis (Bolivian squirrel monkey)
Lineage: Eukaryota; Metazoa; Chordata; Mammalia; Primates; Cebidae
Gene: GP1BA
Product: glycoprotein Ib platelet subunit alpha
Biological process (GO): long-term memory
Cellular component (GO): plasma membrane
Molecular function (GO): protein binding
Source: RefSeq, a predicted model, not a curated record
AUGCCUCUCCUCCUCUUGCUGCUCCUGCUGCCAAGCCCCUUACACCCCCACCCCACCUGUGAGGUCUCCAAAGUGGCCAGCCACAUAGAAGUGAACUGUGACAAGAGGAAUCUGAGAGUGCUGCCUCCAGACCUGCCGAGAGACGCAACCAUCCUCCACUUGAGUGAGAACCUCCUGUACAGCUUCUCCAUGGCAUCCCUGGUGCCUUUAACUCACCUCACUCAGCUGUACCUAGAUCAGUGUGAGCUGACCAAGCUCCAGGUUGAUGGGACGCUGCCACUGCUAGGGACCCUAGAUCUAUCCCACAAUAAAUUGCAAAGCCUGCCCUUCCUAGGGCAGGCAUUGCCUGCUCUCACUAUUCUGGAUGUCUCCUUCAACCAGCUGACCUCGCUAUCUCCUGGUGCCUUCCGUGGUCUUGGCCACCUCCAAGAGCUCUACCUGAAAGGCAAUGAGCUGAAGACUCUGCCCGCAGGGCUCCUGAUGCCCACACCCAAGCUGGAGAAACUCAGUCUGGCUAACAACAACUUGACUGAGCUGCCCCCUGGGCUCCUGAAUGGGCUGGAGAAUCUUGACACACUUCUCCUUCAAGAGAACUUGCUGCGCACAAUACCAAAGGGCUUUUUUGGGGACCACCUCCUGCCUUUUGCCUUUCUUCAUGGGAACCCCUGGUUAUGUAACUGUGAGAUCCUCUAUUUUCGUCGCUGGCUUCAGGACAAUGCCGAAAAUGUCUACGUAUGGAAGCAAGGUGUGGACGUCAAGGCCAUGACCUCCAAUGUGACCAGUGUGCAGUGUGACAAUUCAGAUAAGAUUUCCAUCUACAAAUACCCAGGGAAGGAAUGCCCCACCCUUGGUGAUGGAGAUGACGAAGACCUAUAUGAUGACUACACGGAAGAGGACACUGAGAGUGAUAAGGUGCGUGCUACAAGGACUGUGGUCAAGUUCCCCACCAAAGCCCAUACAACCCACAGGGGUCUAUUCUACUCGUGGUCUACUGCUUCUCUAGACAGCCAGAUGACCUCCUUGCAUCCAACCCAAGAAUCCACUAAGAAGCAGACCACAUUCCCACCCAGAUGGACCCUAGAUUUCACCACAUUCUCCAAAUCUGUCACAUUCUCCAAAACUCCAAAAUCCAUUACUGAACCCACCACAAGCACGACCACCUCAGAGCUCACCUCAAGCCCGACCACCCCAGAGCCCACCUCAAGCCCGACCACCCCAGAGGCCACCACAAGCCCGACCACCCCAGAGCCCACCACAAGCCCGACCACCCCAGAGCCCACCACAAGCCCGACCACCCCAGAGCCCACCACAAGCCCGACCACCCCAGAGCCCACCACGAGCCCGACCACCCCAGAGCCCGCCACGAGCCCGACCACCCCAGAGCCUGCCACGAGCCUGACCACCCCAGAGCCCGCCACGAGCCCGACCACCCUAGAGCCUGCCACAAUCCUGAUCACCCCAGAGCCCACUUCAAGCCCGACCACCCCAAAAACCAUCAUAUUUUUAACUACCACAAAACCCAUCUCAUUCUUAGAAUCCACCAAAAAAACCAUCCCUGAAUUUGAGAAGCAACCAAAGGUCCGUGGGGUGGCCCAAGGGCAUUUUGACAGCUCCAGAAACGAGCCUUUUCUCCAUCCCAACUUUUGCUGCCUCCUCCCCCUGGGCUUCUAUGUCUUGGGUCUCCUCUGGCUGUUCUUGGCCUGUGUGAUCCUCAUCCUGCUGCUGACCUGGGUUGGGCAUGUGAAACCACAGGCCUUGGACUCCAGCGAGGGUAUUGCUCUGGCCACAGCCACGCAAACCACACAUCUAGAGCUGCAGAGAGGAAGGCAAGUGACAGUGCCCCGGGCCUGGCUGCUCUUCCUUCAAAGCACACUCCCCACUUUCCGCUCCAGCCUCUUCUUAUGGGUACGGCCUAAUGGCCAAAUGGGGCCUCUAGUGGCAGGAAGAAGGCCCUCAGCUCUGAGUGAAGGUCGUGGUCAGGACCUGCUGGGCACAGUGAGCAUUAGGUACUCUGGCCACAGCCUCUAA